Molecule: messenger RNA, 1060 nt
Organism: Phasianus colchicus (ring-necked pheasant)
Lineage: Eukaryota; Metazoa; Chordata; Aves; Galliformes; Phasianidae
Gene: NDUFAF5
Product: NADH:ubiquinone oxidoreductase complex assembly factor 5
Biological process (GO): mitochondrial respiratory chain complex I assembly
Cellular component (GO): mitochondrion
Molecular function (GO): S-adenosylmethionine-dependent methyltransferase activity
Source: RefSeq, a predicted model, not a curated record
AUGGCGGCGGCGCGAGCGCUGUGGCGGCCCGUCCUGCCCGCCCUGCCCGUCCCGCGGGGCGGCGGCCGGCUCUGGGCGCAGCCGGGGCGCGCGGCCGCCGCCGCCGCCCCCCCUCCCGGCGGCGCCUCGCCGGGCGCGCGGAGCCCCUUCGACCGGCGGCUGAAGCGGAAGCAGAAGAACUGGGCGGCGCUGCGGCCGCGGCCGGCCGAGUGCGAGUACCUGCGGGACGAGGUCGGCGGCGGCGUGGCGGACCGAGUGCUCGACAUCCCCAGGACGUUCCCUCUGGCUUUGGACCUCGGCUCCGGGAGAGGUCACAUCGCUCGGCACCUGAGCCGGGAGGUCAUUGAAAAGCUCGUCCGGGUCGAUAUUGCCGAGAACGUCUUCAAAGGCACCGUGGAGUCCGAAAUCCCUACGGUCAGCGUGGUCGCUGAUGAGGAGUUCCUGCCUUUCAAAGAAGACACGUUUGAUCUUGUUGUGAGCAGCUUGAGUUUACACUGGGUGAAUGACCUUCCAAAAGCUUUUAGAGAGAUACACCAAGUUCUUAAGCCAGAUGGAGUCUUCAUUGGUGCAAUGUUUGGGGGAGACACUCUGUAUGAGCUUCGCUGCUCUUUGCAGCUAGCAGAAUUGGAGAGAGAAGGGGGAUUUUCUCCUCAUGUGUCACCCUUUGUUGCUGUGUCAGAUUUGGGACAUCUCCUGUCAAGAGCUGGGUUUAACACGCUGACUGUGGAUACUGAUGAAAUUCAAGUAAACUAUCCAGGGUUGUUUGAGGUUAUGGAAGACUUGCAAGGUAUGGGAGAAAGUAAUUGCUCUUGGAAUAGAAAACCUCUGCUACACAGGGAUACAAUGUUGGCAGCUGCAGCAAUAUACCAAGAGAUGUAUGGCAAUAGUGAUGGCUCAGUACCUGCCACUUUUCAGAUCUUCUACAUGAUUGGAUGGAAAUUCCACGAGUCACAGGCAAAACCUGCACAGAGAGGUUCUGCGACAGUUUCAUUGGGAGAUCUGGCAAAAAUAGAUAAACUUCUUCAUCAGAAAUAAAAGUGGGUUUUGAGCUCCUAUAAAA